ACAAAAAAUAUUAAAAAAAAAAAGUAAAAUCAAAUCAGAUUAGACAUCUAAUUUUUCAUGAUUCGUGAUCCGAAUCCGUCAUCAAAAUUUUCGGAUAUCCAAUCCAAAAUUUAAAAAAUCGGAUUGGGUAUAGUAUCCGCCUUUUUGGGUCGGAUCAGUCGGAUCGCAAAUCGGAUUUUUAAGCCCACCCCUUGUGGUGUACAAGUUCAAUCGACUCGGGGCAAGAGUAGGACUCCAAGUCUCCAAUGUAAAAAAAAAAAUAAAAAAAAAAAUUAAUGAAUAACACAAACACGAACAGUGAAGGGUCGCAACAUAAUUUGGAUUAAAACAACAAAAUCCGAGAUCAGAAAUCAAUUUUCUGGAAAAGAAAAAAUACUACUAAUUGCAUAAAUUGAUGGGAAACUCAGAAGAUGCUAUUUUAUCUCUGCCUUGUCCUCAAAGACCCCUCUUCUCUCUUUCUCUCUCCUCUAUUUUUCUCUUGAUUUAGGAUUCCAGAUUCGAAGACCCCAUUAAAACCACAAAAAACUUUUGAACAAAAAAAGAUUGGAAAUUUUUAUUGACCCAAAAACUUUGAUUGGAUUUUGGAGUUGUAUACACUACAUGGAAGAUUCUAACGAAGUACAAUGUGAAGAAAAUAAAGCACUUCCGGAGAAGAACAAGAAAAGGCGGUUCAAGACACCGUACCAGCUUCAAGCUUUGGAGGAUUUUUAUAAUGAACAUAAGUACCCAACUGAGUCCAUGAAGGCAGAGCUUGCAGAGAAUAUAGGUCUGACUGAGAAGCAGAUUUCUGGAUGGUUUUGCCACCGCAGAUUGAAGGAUAAGAGAAUCAUAAAUGGUGAGCUAAACCCACCUGGCAGACAGGAACUUUCAAGUGGUGUUAUACAAGAUCGUGGUAGUGGGCUAAAACAGGAUUCAUGCAGUAGCACCAAACAAGGUGAUUAUAGGCUUGCUGAUUUGAGGGAGGUCGAGAGUCGGAGGUUUGGUAACAAUGAUUUUCCUGCUGCCGAGAUAAACUAUGAACAAAGGGUGCUUGAUGAUGGAAUUGAGAUGGAUGAUACAUCUUCAGAAAGUAAUUCAGCUCUGCAGGGUAGCUUUUACCCCCAUAAAAGGAGUUCUUUGGAGGUCGAAACAACAGAAUAUCGGGUACCAAAUGGACUUAUAGCUCAAAAUAAGAGGCGUGUGGGACCCUCAGGAUACUUGAAAAUCAAGGGUCAGACGGAAAAUGCUGCUGUAACUGCAGUCAAGAGACAACUAGGAAGGCAAUAUCAAGAGGAUGGUCCUCCCCUUGGAAUUGAAUUUGAUCCACUUCCUCCAGGUGCGUUUGAAUCACCAAGCAAGAAUGCUAAUUCUGAUGCUUAUGGAGUUUCAGUACCUGUUGGCUCUAGCUCUCUUGAUAUUGGUGCCAUUCACAAGCGACCCAGCCUUAGCACAAUACGAAAUCAGGACAAGUUUGUUGCUCCUGCUGAUUACAGAUCCUUGCAUAAGACAGACUCAGACAGUUUCUCUUACCGCCAACCUAAACAGAAGUCAACUUAUCCUAAUCAAGGACGUGUACUUCCAGCACAUAAAUCAUCUUGUGUGGCCUCUUACUCUGCUAGAGAAAGCUCAGAUUAUGAUGGCAGUAUGAACAACAGUAUCCUGCGUAAGCAUGGACCAUCAGGUAUGGGAUCUGAUGGCGGAAAAUUUACCAGUGAACCAGAGGAGCCCUGGUGGAAUGAUUACGACAACGGGAAUUCUGUGGCUGUCCGUACAAGGGAACGAUUAGAUUCCAGGUCUGCUGCUGCACCAGUUAGGAAUAAGGACCCCAUAGAUAAAGAAGACAGAGUACCACCUAGCAGGAUAAUGAAGGGAUGGCAGGAUGAAGAAUUUUAUGCAGAGAGAAGACCGAUAGUUGAUCAUCAUGAUUCAAUCAGAUCGAAAAUGAGUCCAAAUGAGCUUAGAGCUAUCAAAAGAGGGAGAGAAGAGUUGCGACAGGAAGGUUAUGUUGCUAUCAAACCAUCAUCUCAAGAGCCACCGCAGUGGUCAAGACAGAUUAGAGGACCAAUAGAAAUGCCAUCGAGUUUCAGUGAAGAUGAGACUGCAGAAACUAGCUCCUCUAUGGACUGAGAAUAUGUAAUGUCAAACAUGGUAAGAUUUCAGAUCAGGCCUGGCCGAAAAGAAUUUUAAUGCAAGUGAGCUCGCAGUUCGGGUUUGAUGAAAGUGUUUGCACCCUCAGAAAGUACAUUGGUGGGUUGUACAGCUGGUUAGAUGGAACAGCAUUGCUCUAUGCCCCCAUCAAAGUCCAAACCUAUGUCACUCUCUUCCCCCCCCCCCCCCCCUCCCUCCUGCUCCUUUAGCGAUGUCCUUUUUGGCAAGAUUGCUUGAUCAACUUUUGUCGUUAAGAUUGAUCACUCAAUCAAUCCUGGCCCUGUCAUAUAUUGUGUAAAUUAUCUGAUUUGUUCUUGUUUAGAAACUAAUUUUGUUAUGCACCUGCAAGUUACGUUGCACGUGCUGUUUUGCCUAUGUCACGGCUUAGGUUUCUUUUGUUAGUGUUGAUUAAUCUAUCUGUUUUCCGAUGUAUCUCAUGGGUGCUUUUAAUUUGUUCA
Molecule: messenger RNA, 2585 nt
Organism: Chenopodium quinoa (quinoa)
Lineage: Eukaryota; Viridiplantae; Streptophyta; Magnoliopsida; Caryophyllales; Amaranthaceae
Product: homeobox-DDT domain protein RLT1-like
Exons: 8
Coding region: 601-2106 (501 amino acids)
Molecular function (GO): DNA binding
Source: RefSeq, a predicted model, not a curated record